AUCAGGUGGUCAAAGGGGGGUCCGUAACAGCCGGUGAUCGCGUUCUUCACCUGGCCUGAGAGGAUGGUGACCUCGAAGCCCAGUUUGGAGAGCAACCAAGAGAAGAGGCCGUUGUUCUCAUAGCAUAAGCCUCCCCGACGCUGGUUUACAAUCUUGUCGUAGACAGCGUGGAGGUCGGGACUCAGCCGCCCCCCGCAGUGCAGCGUGAGGUUCUCGAAGGGUACCGCCAGCAGAUGGAAGCUGUGGAGCGACCGCAGCACCUCUAAGUUCCGAGGAGAAAGAUGGCGCCUACACACGUACUGAGAUGCUGUCAACGGGGAUUAUCAUGGAUACCUGUGAUUUUCAUCGCCCUGGUCGUCUGCUGGUCCUAUUACGCGUACGUCGUGGAGCUCUGCAUAUUCACUAUAGGAUAUAGCAGUAUAGGAGAGCAGAUUGUGUAUCUGAUCUUCUUCCACGCCUCCUUCGUCAUGUUUGUGUGGUCCUACUGGAAGACCAUCUUCACCAAGCCGGCCAAUCCUUCCAAAGAGUUCUGCCUGGCCAAGGUGGAGAAGGAGCGCUAUGAGAAGGAGGAGCGACCUGAGGCCCAGCAGGAGGUCCUCUGGAGGGCGGCCGCCGGCCUGCCGCUCUACACACGCACCGGGUCUGGAGCCAUCCGCUACUGUGACCGCUGCCAAGUCAUCAAGCCUGACCGCUGCCACCACUGCUCUGCCUGCGACAUGUGUGUGCUGAAGAUGGACCAUCAUUGUCCGUGGGUGAACAAUUGUGUGGGCUUCUCCAACUACAAGUACUUCAUCCUCUUCCUGGCGUACUCGCUCGUGUACUGCCUGUUCAUCGCCGCCACCGUGCUGCAGUAUUUCAUCAAGUUCUGGACCAACAACCUGCCAGAAACGCACGCUAAAUUCCACGUGCUGUUCCUGUUCUUCGUGGCGGCCAUGUUCUGCAUCAGUAUUCUGUCCCUCUUCAGCUACCACCUGUGGCUGGUGGGCCGGAACCGGUCCACAAUAGAGGCCUUCAGGGCCCCGGUCUUCAGGACCGGCUCCGAUAAGAACGGCUUCUCUCUGGGCUUCCGCAAGAACGUGGCCCAGGUCUUUGGGGACCAGAAGAAGUACUGGCCCCUGCCCCUCUUCACCAGCCAGGGCGACGGGUUGAUCUUCCCCACCCGCCUGGUGAGCCCUGACCCGGAGCAGGGCGGCCCCCAGCCCCCGGAGCCCAGCCAGAGGCCCAGCCAGAGUGUGGCGGGGGUCCCGGCCAGCCCCCUGAGCGAGGUCGAAGACCACCUGCUGAACAGCCCCCGCACGGCAACCACACAGCCGCCCCCAACGCCCUGACAUCAGUCGGAACGGACAGCGUCACCAUAUCGCUGGAGAGCCAGUCCUAACCCGAAGCUCCUCGGCCAUUUUUGAAAACGAUGCCUUAAGUGACACAACACCGUAGCCCGUCACCAUGGAAACGGUCUCCCAGCGCAUCCUCCAUCCCACCAUUCCCACCGCGCCGGUCGUCUGGCUGCAGCGCCUUGUGGGGUGCUCCCCCAACACACACCCGCACGUUUGUCCAGAUACACACACAUACGCUGUUGAUAUUAAUGAGAGAUGUAUAGAUGUAUAAAGAUAUGUGUCUCUAUCUAUAGAUUUAUAUAUCUCUUUAUAUUUUUUCCACGCUUUCCGCUUGUGAAACUUCACGACAUACGACUAGGAGCGAUGUCUGGGGGGGGGGGGGGAUCCACCAGGCUCCCGUCUGAGACCAGGGACCCCCUCUCGCCCUUCAGAUAAGCGCUGGCCCAGAGAAGACUAGCUGGAGCUGAACAGUCUUCUACAGGUUGUUGCUGUUUCGUUUUUUUCUGUUUAUUCUCCGCUCUUUUCUUUUAUUUUAUACUAAUGUUCUUCAUGGACUGAUGGUAGUAAUGGACGUUUACAGGGAGCAAUGGGUUUAGUUAUGUCGGACUUUUUUUUUGUUUGCGGCUGUGUGUGGACCGCACCUUGCAGACCUGGACUAAACCAAACCGUUAUUGGAAGGGGGGGGGUCUCGUCUCGCAUGGGGUUUUGGACGGAGCAGCACAAGAUGCACAGUUGCACUUUCUGGAUUUGAGUAUCGAUGUCUGUCAACAAGGUGCUUCAUUUUUGGAUUUUGUGAUUCAUGGCGUGAGUACGGUGUGAAGCAGCAGCUGUUGUUUUUGUUUUUUAUAACUAACAGGAACUCAACCAAUCAGCUGUACGAUUUGCGGUGGGAGGCUCCGUUUACAUAUAUUUAAUCUACGUUUGCUGCUUUUUAAUAUCGGACCUUUCACCUGGGAGACGCGUUCUGAGAACAGCCGCCAACAUGUUUAGCUGAUGUUAUGCUGAAUGGGGACGGAUAUUUUCUUUACUAUUAUUUUUUUUUUAUGUUCCCGUCAGUCAUCACGUCUAUCCAGGCUCACUUUUAUGCAGCCCGAGGCUUCACCUUUUCUAGGCCCAAGGCGCUUGUUGCCAAAUAAGGGCUGAUCUACAGGGAGCUCCGACCACUGAAGUGUUUACAACAUUCAAGCUUUACCUGUCCUCCGGCCGUUGUCAUUCUUACCAAAUGUGUUUUGUCGUCGCAGUGCAACGCAAGUACUACGCCUCCUUGCCUCUCUUGUUAGGAGCCGGGAUGCGUCUGCAGCACCGAUGAUGGCCAGCAGGUGGCGAUAUUACUCCUGGUAUUCAGCCCUCGUUUCAAUGAAUGGUGUUUUGUAUCAUAUCAACAGCUGGCUCAGGGCUUCCUUCAUAUUCAGUCUCCUUAGGGACUCAUACUUUAAAUAUUAUUAGAAUAAGGAGCGUUAUGAUCUUCACAACCAUUUAUCAAGUAGGGGAUGAAGAGUGGGGAAGUCGUUGUUGGGCUGUAACAUAAAUAUUUUAGCUCUUGCCAUAGCUUUACUGUUAUACAGAGUUGCCAAAUGCAGUUGUUUUGUGUUUUGUAAUGUUUUGUGUUCAGUCUUUAUUUACGCCCCUGCUCAUGUGAAGCACCAGAAAAAUACAAGGGCUGCAUGGUUCAGUCGUCCCAAUUAUCACAUCAUUCCAAAGUGUAAACCUACGGCCACAAAGCCCCCACCGUCCGACCGCUCUGUGGCGUAUUACGUGUUCCAUUUUGUGGAGGCCCUCCCGCCCGUAACCAGGGAAACGGUCCACUUCCGCUUCACGGUGGAUUGGUUGUUUAAUCAUUUCAGACCCAUAUCUGUGACUUUCGUCUGUCGGGCUUGUGAAGUGCUGGUUUUAAGUCUCUGUGUGUGUGUGUGUGUGUUUUGUAAGUGUCACUGUGGUUUGAAUGUAUUUCAGUCAUGGUAACUUCAACUAGUGCUGCGUCCUGAAGUGGUGUUGUACUCCUCACGGUACGCUGGUGAUCGGAGGGUAUUUUGGCCGGCCUUUAAUUUGGUGCAUUUGUUUUUCCUCCGUUUCCCCAUGAUGUGUCAGCAUUAUCCAAUCAGAACUUGUUUCAAUGUGUGGAAUAGUCUGCAGUCACUCAGAGCUGUUCCUGAUGCAGGGAGCGGACAAUGUGUCCCCUUCCACCAGCGGAAAAAAAACAUUUAACUCUGCCCAGAGAUGUGUGUGUGUGUGUGGCUGUAAACAUCUCCCUGUUGCAGGGGAAUUGGUUUUAGUUGCUCUCUAUAACAUAAGAUCGUUUAAAGUUCAGCCAGACUAGUCCAUCAUCAGAAUAACUGAAGCCAUAUAAAGGAAGACUCCUGUAAUAAGGAUGGAAAUUCCUUAAGAUUUUGGUCUAAUAUCAGUGUUGUUGUUUUUUGGAUGUAGCCUAGCGAAACCAUGCUUAUUACCAUAUAUAUUGUUUGUGUGUGUGUGUGAAAGUUUUUUGUUAAACAAUGACUGCAUAUAUAUUUUCUUUUCUGAUUAAUUUACUGUACUUUGUGAAUGUCAUAUAUGCCUCUACAUAACGUAAACAUAACAAUAAAUGUUUUGUUUUUUUAAC
Molecule: messenger RNA, 3933 nt
Organism: Gadus morhua (Atlantic cod)
Lineage: Eukaryota; Metazoa; Chordata; Actinopteri; Gadiformes; Gadidae
Product: palmitoyltransferase ZDHHC20-like
Molecular function (GO): palmitoyltransferase activity
Source: RefSeq, a predicted model, not a curated record